AUGGCGGCCGAUCCUGCGGCACAGCGUCAGUUCUUGAAAGAUAAUGUCGAUGCCGACUUUAUCUUCCUUCUGGAAGAGCAUGGUGUUGACUUAGCAUUGCAGUACGCCAUUGGUCAGCACUACAAAAGCAUCAGGACGUUUGCUGCUUUUGCCGAUGAUAGGGGGACGGCUCGGACGGCCAUCACUUCGGACUUCGGCGUUCGAGCUGAGAGUGCUGCGGAUCGGGCUCGGAUGGCAUGUGUCAUCACUUCUUGGGAAGCUGCAAAAUUGAUUCGCGAGGAGGAAGCCAAGCUUCGUGCUGAGGCUAAGGUGUUGGGGGUCCAGAAGCCCCUCGUCUCGUCCGAUCGAGCGGCUAUGCGUGCUGCCUUGGAGACGGUAAGGGGCUACUCUGUUCCAGAAUCUGAGGAGCCUGCACCUGAGUACCUCGCACACAAGCUUGAGCAGAUUGAGAAUGGCGAGCUUACCGCUAGUUAUCUUGAUGAGGUGAUUUCGCGUAAGGAGUCCAAUUCUUUGCAGCUUCAAACUUCCCUGGACAAUCAGGGCCGUCUUCGGGUUAUGCGCCAGAAGCCCAAGGGAAAACUCCCGCAGAACACGGAGGAACUCCGGGCGAAGAUCAGGCUCGAGGCUUCAACUUGGGUGAUGUUGGCCGCGAAAUGCCGUGGUCGUGCUUAUUUGCAGGGAUUGCAGUUGUCACAUUUUGACCGUUUCUUAGAAUAUCUUCUGGGAGACAAGUGCUACAGCAUGCAAGUCGCAUCGGCGGCUCCCAUGAGUUCUUCGGCACAUGCUGAUCGUCACACUUUGUCUGUGCCCUGGAAUAUCUUGCUUCAGUAUGAGUUUGAGCUUCGCAAAUGGGCUAUCAAGGAGGCGCAUCGUUCGAGUGCUCCGCUGGGGGACAAGCUGCAUGAGGCGACCACCAACACCGAGCUCAAGGAGCUCCAUUUUACGUCGCAGGUGGCAUUGUCUCGACGCUCGAGCGGCGCCGACCCUCCCCCGCCAAAGUGGCCUCGCAAAGGUGACGGCAAGAAGGGGGACAAGGGCGGCAAGGACAAAGGUGGCAAGGAUGGAAAGGGCAAGGCCGAUGGCAAGAUCAAAAUCGGCGAGUCAUGGUUCGAUCUGGUGUCAAAGACGCCGGAUGGGCGUGAGUUGUGCUACGCCUACAACAUAAAGCGUGGGUGUCAGGUCAAGGGCUGUCAGCGAGUUCACGCGUGCAGAGCGGAUGUUCGCGCCUGGCUGGAGGUCUUAUGCACGUCACAGAACAUCCUUUUGGAGAUGUCCGAAGUCGACAUCUGCCGUGACCCAAGUAUGGAUCUGUUGGACUCUGCAGUGGCUGAUCGGUGCUUGCUUCAAGUCCAAAAUUCGGAAUGGGACGUGGUCUUGGUGACUCCGCCCUGCAAUACCUUUUCUCGGGCACGAUGCGUACAGCCGGGUCCUCGGCCACUGAGAUCACGUAUUUACCCUGCGGGUUUUCCUUGGCUCUCGGACUCACAUCGUGCUGCAGCGGAGAAUGGCAAUCAGUUCGUUUCUUUCUCUUUUCAGAUUUGCACAGCUGCGCUUUGGAAUUCUAUUCCUUUUCUGUUGGAACACCCAGAAGACCUGGGUAUGACAACCACCGGUCACACACCGGCAUCUAUUUGGCAACUUCCAGAGGCUGCUGCACUUUUUACGCACGAGCAGGUCGUGACCUUUGCGAUCUAUCAGUGCCACUACGGAGCCCACACGCCUAAGCCCACCAGGUUUCUUUCUUCUAUCACAGCCACAUUUGGCAUGCGAUUCAUGGGGCCUCCUCGUUUUGAUUCUGCGGACAAAUAUGUGGGGCCUCUGCCCAAGUACUGUGGUCACCGACACUCCAAUCGUCUUUUGGGUGCCGCCAACACUGCUGCUGCUGCCGCUUAUCCGCCUGAUUUAUGCAAGGCUAUCGCUUCCAGGCUUCACAUGUGUGAGGCGGUUGGACUCACGAAGAUUGUUUGGUACAACCCUCGGUGUGCGUCACCCUAG
This is a messenger RNA of Symbiodinium sp. CCMP2592, 1995 nucleotides long. NCBI's taxonomy places the organism in Eukaryota, Dinophyceae, Suessiales, Symbiodiniaceae. The record is from the annotation of a GenBank genome assembly.